Nasonia vitripennis (jewel wasp) is the source of this 2647-nucleotide messenger RNA. Its product is annotated as cilia- and flagella-associated protein 52. Gene Ontology annotation, biological process: cilium assembly. The transcript is spliced from 11 exons. NCBI's taxonomy places the organism in Eukaryota, Metazoa, Arthropoda, Insecta, Hymenoptera, Pteromalidae. The record is from RefSeq and is a predicted model, not a curated record. Gene Ontology annotation, molecular function: protein binding. The coding region runs from base 119 to 2470 and encodes 783 amino acids.
ACGACGUAUUUACAUGGAACGCCGUUUCGAAUGCUGAUCUCUGCUCUGCAUCCAGGCACUUUGGCAUCUGUAUACAAUACCUAUAUUUAUCAUCGACUACCAAUACUUUUUUGCGAUAAUGGAUAUUCAAGAUCUCGAGUUGAGCGGAAUAAUCGCUUUUGACGGUCUAACCAAAAAUGGGCUGCAACUACACCCGGACCAGGAGCACUUCGUCUACCCCAUGGGAAACAAGGUCACGAUCAAGCACAUCGAGACGGGAAUCCAGCAAUUUUUAUCUGGACACACGAAUUUGAUAUCUACGAUGUGCAUAUCUUCUUGCGGAAAGUUUAUUGCUUCUGGACAGAUCAAUCACCUAGGCUUCAAGGCUAUGGUGAUCAUAUGGGACUAUCGGGAGAAGAAGAUAAAGGCGAGUCACGAGAUACACAAGGUGCGAGUGGAGGACCUCUGUUUCUCUUGCGAGAGCAACUACCUGAUAAGCCUUGGUGGAAGGGACGAUGGCAACGUUGUCAUCUGGGACGUAAACAAGAACGACGCUCUAUGCGGUUCGUUCGCCAGCACGGAAAUAGCAGGUAACGCAUACACGAUACGCCGGACGAAUUUGCGGGACCAGUGCUUUGUGACGGGUGGCGACCGGACGCUGAAAGUCUGGCGCAUAAACCAGGAAACGCGCAAAGUCUACGGGGUCGACGUGAAAGUCGGAAAGCUGAGGAGAUGCAUCAACUGCAUCGUGAUCGACGAGAGGGACGAGCUGGCCUACUGCGGCACCUCUUCCGGUGACAUCAUCAAGGCUAGGUUGAACUAUUAUCACAACAUGGAACAUAUGGAGCCGGUGCAGCCACCGGUGAUGGUGGGAUGUUAUUCAAAAAUAUCAAAAGACGCGAAGAAUCGAAAGAUCGGAAUCGGGGAUUUGUAUUCUGGCGGCGUGAGCAAUCUGUUGAUCUUCAAACAAGACAAAAUUAUCGUGGGGACUGGCGAUGGAAGCAUCGAACUCGCAACCAUCGUCGAGCUCAAUGUUAAACAAGACAAGAAGAUCAAGUCACCGAGUACGCCGCAAAUAAAAACGCUACUAUCCGGGAACGUUCGCAGCGCGGUGACAUCAAUGAUCCUCUGGAAGAAUGAAUUCGUGAUAGUUGGCACGGCUCUAAGCGAGAUCUAUCAGGUCAAGCUGUCCGACUUCGACAUGCGUCUUCUCGUCACGUGCCACACUUCCACUAUUUACGACGUCGCCUUCCCGCACGACUAUUCGGAAAUAUUUGCGACUGGCAGUAAAAACGACAUCAGACUCUGGCGAUUGGAGACGCAAAAAGAGCUUUUGAGAAUAACAGUUCCGAAUAUCGUCUGCACAAGCCUUUACUUUUCCUACGACGGAAGAAUGCUGGUGUCUGCGUGGAACGACGGUAUCAUCCGAGCCUUUACCCCACAAACCGGCCGAUUAAUUUUUGCGAUUCUUCAUGCGCACGUUAAAGCCGUUUCUGCUAUAACACUGACUAAAGACGGCAAGCGAAUAAUCAGCGGCGGCUGCGACGGUCAGGUCAGGGUAUGGGAGGUGCUAGCAGCAGUACAAAGACUAGUCUGUAUUUUGAAAGAACAUAGGGGAUCCGUGACUUCGUUGAAUAUCAAUCACGACAGUACGGAGGUGAUAAGUUCGAGCACCGAUGGGACUUGCAUCGUUUGGGACAUCGAUCGGGGUGUAAGAAAGCAAGUGUUGAUGGGCACUACGAUGUACAUGGCCGCCUGCUUCAGUCCUAACGGAGUGCAAAUUUUGACCUGCGGCACGGAUCGGAAAAUAACGUAUUGGGAAACGUUGGACGGCUCUAUGGUGCGCGAGGUCGAAGGCUCGGGAUCCGGAGCUCUCAACAGCAUCAACAUCAGUCCAGAUGGUCAGUACUUCGUCACCGGAGGCAACGACAGCAUUGUCAAGCUCUGGUCGUACGAGACGGGAGAGACGACGCACGCUGGGAUGGGACACGCUGCGAUCAUAACGGCUUGCAAGAUCAGCCCGGAUGGCAAGCACAUCGUCACUGUCAGCGGCGACGGAGCUAUCAUGAUAUGGAAGUGUCCUUUCGAAAUGAAAAGCGCCAGGAGCACUGGCAAACGUACUGCUGCGAGCGUCACCUCCAGAUCUACUUGCAGCUUGCGAGAGGAAGAGUUGAAGAAGCGCCUGAGUCUUGAUUUGGGUGACGAAAACGUGGCAGAUUUUAGCCCGAGAUCGGAGGCUUUAGAAAGCGUGAAAGCUGUGUACAAAGGUAGUACAGAAACACCACCCUGCAAGUGUGACCCAACCCAACCAAUACCAAACAGCUGUAAGUGCAAGGAAGGCGAUGUCAAAUCGCCAAUUAUUGAAACAACAAGAUCUUCCAAAUCAAGCAAGUCUGAAAAAUCAAGAAAAAGUGAGCCAAGUGUCAGAAGUUGCAAGUCUAAUGAAAGCAGUGUUAAAAAUUGCAGCAUAGAACGAAAGUCACUAGUAUAACGUGUGAAAUAAUACUUGGAAACUUUUUGAAAUCAUCAAUAAAGUAUCAAUCUAGUCAAGCUGAUCUCUCAUAUAGGUUACUGCGUUUUGUAAGUUUAUAAAAAUGCAUUUUGUAUGUACAUGUAUUACUUUAAUCAUUAUAUUUUCUCUAAAAUAUAAAAAACUUUGUAUCUUGUA